AUGUCAGUGUUGAGGCAGGUUUACAACUUGAUGUUCAAGAGAACUUCCCCCUUCACAUUGAACAUUUUGCUGGGCUCCAUCUUCUUCAAGAGGGUGUUCGACCAAGCCAGAGAUGCUGUGUUUGAGCACAUCAAUGAGGGGAAAUUCUGGGAACACAUCAAACACAAUUAUGAGAAAAAGUGA
Messenger RNA from Carcharodon carcharias (great white shark), 183 nucleotides. Its product is annotated as cytochrome b-c1 complex subunit 9-like. The transcript has a single exon. Lineage: Eukaryota; Metazoa; Chordata; Chondrichthyes; Lamniformes; Lamnidae. The record is from RefSeq and is a predicted model, not a curated record. Gene Ontology annotation, biological process: mitochondrial electron transport, ubiquinol to cytochrome c. The coding region runs from base 1 to 183 and encodes 60 amino acids.